Molecule: messenger RNA, 5590 nt
Organism: Vombatus ursinus (common wombat)
Lineage: Eukaryota; Metazoa; Chordata; Mammalia; Diprotodontia; Vombatidae
Gene: MTMR3
Product: myotubularin related protein 3
Exons: 21
Coding region: 205-3762 (1185 amino acids)
Biological process (GO): regulation of autophagy; dephosphorylation
Molecular function (GO): protein phosphatase binding; phosphatidylinositol-3-phosphate phosphatase activity; metal ion binding
Source: RefSeq, a predicted model, not a curated record
CCUGCUGCCGCCGCCGCCGCCGCUGUCCGAGCGUCUGCUGCCGCCCUCGGGGCCUGGUUUCAAUGUGAACUGUAUUAGCAGAAAAAAUUCUUUGAAAAAUUAUUGACAAAGAAUCUACAUUUGAUUUCACUGUGACAGGAAGAAGAACCUUUGCCAUCAGCUGAGCUAGGACGAGGAUCCUCCUCCUAACCUGGGCUUCCUGUCAUGGAUGAAGAGACACAGCACAGCCUUGAAUGCAUCCAGGCCAAUCAAAUCUUUCCCAGGAAGCAAUUGAUUCGAGAGGAUGAGAAUCUUCAGGUUCCUUUCCUGGAACUUCACGGUGAGAGCACAGAGUUCGUGGGCCGGGCCGAGGAGGCCGUCAUUGCACUGUCUAAUUACAGGCUGCACAUCAAGUUCACGGAGUCGCUUGUUAACGUUCCGUUACAGCUCAUAGAGAGUGUUGAAUGCCGAGAUAUAUUUCAACUUCAUUUGACUUGCAAAGACUGCAAAGUUAUCAGGUGUCAGUUCUCAACCUUUGAGCAGUGUCAGGAGUGGCUUAAGAGACUGAACAAUGCGAUCCGGCCGCCUUCGAAGAUAGAGGACCUCUUCUCAUUUGCAUAUCACGCUUGGUGCAUGGAGGUCUAUGCCAGCGAGAAGGAGCAGCAUGGGGACCUGUGCCGGCCAGGGGAGCACGUCACAGCGAGAUUUAAAAAUGAAGUCGAACGGAUGGGUUUUGAUAUGAACAACGCCUGGAGGAUCUCCAACAUCAAUGAGAAAUACAAGCUGUGUGGCAGCUACCCUCAGGAGCUCAUUGUGCCAGCCUGGAUUACCGACAAGGAGCUUGAAAGUGUAGCGAGCUUCAGGUCCUGGAAACGCAUCCCUGCUGUGGUCUACAGGCACCAAAGUAAUGGGGCGGUCAUCGCCCGCUGUGGGCAGCCCGAGGUCAGCUGGUGGGGCUGGCGGAAUGCUGAUGAUGAGCACCUUGUGCAGUCUGUGGCCAAAGCCUGUGCCUCUGACUCCAGGUCAAGUAGUGGCAAGAUACUGAAUGGAAAUUGCUCUAGGGAGUUUUCCAAUGGAGGUGACCUUUCAGACGUGGAAUUUGAUUCUUCCCUGUCAAAUGCUUCUGGAGCAGAGAGCUUAGCUAUCCAGCCUCAGAAGCUUCUAAUCUUGGAUGCGCGGUCCUAUGCAGCAGCUGUGGCAAACCGAGCCAAAGGAGGUGGCUGCGAAUGCCCAGAGUAUUAUCCCAACUGCGAAGUGGUAUUUAUGGGGAUGGCAAACAUUCAUUCAAUUCGGAAGAGCUUUCAGUCCCUGCGGCUGCUCUGUACGCAGAUGCCCGAUCCGGGAAAUUGGCUUUCUGCUCUCGAAAGUACCAAGUGGCUGCAGCACCUAUCGGUGCUGCUGAAGUCGGCCCUGCUGGUUGUCCAUGCUGUGGACCGCGAUCAGCGGCCAGUGUUGGUACACUGCUCUGAUGGCUGGGAUCGGACCCCCCAGAUUGUGGCACUGUCCAAGCUCCUGCUUGAUCCCUACUACCGAACCAUAGAGGGCUUCCAGGUGCUCGUGGAGAUGGAAUGGCUGGAUUUUGGCCAUAAGUUUGCUGAUCGCUGUGGCCACGGGGAAAACUCAGACGAUCUGAAUGAGCGUUGUCCUGUGUUUCUGCAGUGGCUGGACUGUGUCCACCAGCUCCAGAGGCAGUUUCCUUGCUCUUUUGAAUUCAAUGAAGCAUUCCUUGUCAAGUUGGUACAACACACCUACUCUUGCCUCUUUGGAACAUUCCUGUGCAACAACGCGAAGGAGAGAGGAGAAAAACACACUCAGGAACGGACCUGCUCCGUCUGGUCUCUGCUUCGGGCGGCCAACAAGGCCUUCAAGAACCUGCUCUAUUCUUCUCAGUCAGAAACUGUGCUGUAUCCAGUGUGCCAUGUGCGAAACCUAAUGCUCUGGAGUGCCGUGUACCUCCCGUGUCCCUCCCCUUCCACACCUGCCGAUGAUACCUGUGCUCCAUACCCAGUCCCUGGUGCCAGUCCUGAAGAUCAGCCUCUGAGUAGGCUACCAAAGACACGGUCGUUUGACAACCUGACGACAGUCUGCGACAGCAGCGUGCCUCCAACCAGUCGGCGCAGCAGCGACCCCAGCCUCAACGAGAGGUGGCAAGAACAUCGGCGCUCCCUGGAGUUGAGUGGCCUGGGCAGCCCCGGGGAGGAGCCCUGUGAUGGGGACAGUUUGGGCAGACAGGCCAAGGCCUUGGGGGGAGCUGAACUUUCAGUCGCCGCUGGCGUAGCAGAAGGGCAGAUGGAAAACAUCCUGCAGGAGGCCACUAAAGAGGAUGGGGGGCUGGAGGAAGCCCCCCUGAGGAGUAGCACUGAGGGGACGGAGACCAAAGAGGAGGCUCUCCUAGAUAAGAAGAGCCAGCGGGAGGACACGGAGCUCUAUAAGAAACCAGAGAUGGCCCUGGCGGCUCUGAUGACUUCUCCAGGAAACAGCACACAUCAGCUGUUGGCAGGUUUCCCUGGGCACCCCGAUGAGCCCAGGGCUCUGCUGAGCCAUAGCCAGGAGCCCCCUAAGAAGGACAGCCUGCUGGAGGGGCCUGGGGAAGUGCCUGGGAACAGCAAUGUGGAUACAAACAGCCAUCAAGCCCCACUGCCCCCCGAGAUUUCUUGUGGCAUCUCCCUGCCCCCGGCAAUCCCACCGGGAGCAAGACCGUCCGCUGUGGAAAGCUCUGUGGAAACGGUAACAGAAGGAGAGGCCAGAGUAGAGCAGCUCCCCGAAGGUCCUGGUCACAGACCUCGCCUCCUGGACAGCGGGGAUGAUGAGCUUUCUCGAGCCGAUGGGGAGCACCUGGUGGACAGGGCCAGGGCGGGAUCCAAAGUGCCCAGGACUUCACACAGCCCAAUGCCUUCUUCCUGUGCCUUGCCCUUAGCUGAAUGUAAAGAGGAGAUUGUCUGUAACGGAGACCUGGAGAUGGAGAACACGGCCACAGAGAACCCUGUGGGGCUGACAGUGCCCCAGAGAUACCCUGCCCCGAAUGGACACUGUCUGGAUGGAGAGCGCGGGCGGGUCAAGGGGCCCUGGAGCCGCCGGGUGUCUGCUGCAAGCGCCAGCUCCACCCAGCUCCCCUUGCGGAGCGCACACCCCAAGUGGCUGCAGGGCCAGCCGGGCAGGCAGCUGGCGGCCGGCAGCCCAGAGCAGCCCGCUCGCAGUCACCUGGACGACGACGGCAUGCCCGUCUACACGGACGCCAUCCAGCAGCGCUUGCGCCAGAUCGAAACGGGCCACCAGCAGGAAGUGGAGACCUUGAAGAAGCAGGUGCAGGAGCUGAGGAGCCGCCUGGAGAGUCAGUACCUGAACAGUUCCCUGCGCUUCAAUGGGGACUUUGGGGAUGAAGUGACCUCAAUCCCCGACUCGGAAAGCAAUGUGGAUCAGAGCUGCUUGUCUUGCUGCAGCACAGAGAUUUUCUCUGAAGCCAGCUGGGAGCAGGUGGAUAAACAGGACACAGAGAUGACCCGCUGGCUCCCUGACCACCUGGCCGCUCACUGCUAUGGUUGCGACAGUGCCUUCUGGCUUGCCAGCAGGAAGCACCACUGCAGGGACACUGACCGUGUUGAUCCAAUGUGGAACUGUGGGAAUGUUUUCUGCUCCAGCUGCUGCAACCAGAAGGUGCCGGUUCCCAGUCAGCAGCUCUUCGAGCCCAGUCGAGUCUGCAAGUCUUGCUAUCACAGCCUGCACCCCACAAGCUCCAGCCUGGACCUCGAACUGGAGAAACCCAUUGCUGCCACUUCAAACUGAAGCUUCUGCCUGUCGGGGGCCAGGCCAGCUGCCCCCCUGGGGAACCCCGCACACACUGGGUACCCUGAGGAGGUCCUGUGGCCCACGCACUUUGGAGUGGCGGGCGAGGAACCACCUGCUCUGAGGGACAGAGCUCUAGGGCAUCUUGCUGGGGUGGAGGAUCCCUCCCCUUUCCCCCUGCCCCCUCUGCCUCUCCACCCUCUGAUUUGUGUUUGGGCUUUGGUUUUGCUGGAUAACGGGAGGUUGCAAAGGGGGUGAGGCCUAGGAUCAGGCCCCUGUUGCUCUUAGCUUCCCCACUGUUGGUCUGUACUGCAGAGCUGGCUUGGUUUGGAAUCAGGAGGCUGGAGAAGGGGGAGCCAGGAGCCAAGACCAGAAGCAGUAUGCAGAAUGCGCUUGCUGAUGCUUUCAAUCACUCCUCAUGCCACCAAACAAGGUAGUGCUGUUUGGGGAAACCUUUGCUGCUAGAAGAAAUGGGGAGCUUCGGGCCCAUGAGAGCCCAUCCCGCCUUCUCUGUUGUUAGCCUGGGCUGAAUUAGCCUCCCUUUGCUGACGGGGAGCUCAGAAGCCCAUUCCUGUCCUCAGGCAGCUCCCUGUUUUGUAGGGUGCCCUCGUGGCCAAGGCCUGUCACUUGGCUGAGGAAAGUCCCAUUUUGACUCCUAAGCCUGCAGACACAGUGAGGAGGCCUAGCAGAUGAGCAGAUUUUUCCAUUCUCCACGUGUGGUUUGUUUGUGCGUUGACCCAGAAUGUAGGACCCUUCUUGCUGACAGGGGCCAAGUCUGCAGCUUCUCAGUGCCCACCUCCCUUCACAGCAAGAAGCCACCACCGGGGCUGCCCAUUCACAUACAAUCACGGCUAACACAGGGAGAUCUGGACUCAGGGUUCCAAAAGGCCCCAGCUUCCUUUCCUCCCCCCCCGCAAAAAAAAACAAUCAUGAUCUCCCCUCCAGGGUGAAAUCAGCCUCUGAAAGUACAAGCUUCCAAGAGUGGAAACCAGACUUCCCAUUCCCUUUUUCCUUGGAGAAUGGGCUGGGCUUGACUUCGGCCAUCAGCAGAAGGAGGGGCUCUAUGUGGGACCUCCAUCUGGUGCCAUUUUUGGCUUCUCAGCAGCAGCGGCAAAAUCCAUUUGGAUUUUGUAUCACUAGGGAAACUGCCCAGGACUUGGACAGGAGGUUUUUGGGGAAAAGGGACACAGGAAGUAGGAGCAGAGCGGUGGAGAGCAGCCGAGGUUUGUGUGUGGUGGUUUGUCUUGGUGUCCGUACUUUGCACCCACAGGCUCUCCCUCCCUCUGGGGAAGGAGGACCAUGCUUUGUUGGACUCAAAGCUGUCACCAGGUAACAGGGUAGAAGUGUCUGAAGGAGCUCUGGGAUCAGGCCCUGUGCAGAGGGCCCGCUGCUCCCCUGGCAUCUGCUGGGGCCUUCGGAGGACUUUGCGGCCCUCGCCCCCUCCCGCGGGGCCUGCUGUGGCAGGGCGCCUCCGAGCUGGCAGUGGGGAAGCCGGGGGUGCUCCUCCCCGCACGUCAGCCGGAGGGAAGGUUCUCCCGAAGCUUCGAUACGGGUUUCUUGGGUCUGAUGUACAGUGUGAAUAGAUGCUUGCAGCUCGUAGGCCCUCCCCCUUGUUUUUGAUCAAUGAAGCACUUUUUUAUUAAUAUUAUUUUUCUUUGUAUGUAAAGGAGGAACUGUAACUCUCCGUAGCUGUACAUAUCACCCUUCUCUCUUACAGAGGGGGCAGUGCUCCUCUAUUUUUCAUUUUUUUGUCAAAGCAAGAAGUAAAUACUUUAGAAUUGUUAAAUAUAUAAAUAAAAGUGAAUAAAGUUUAGAGUUCCGCAUGGUA